This is a messenger RNA of Jaculus jaculus (lesser Egyptian jerboa), 594 nucleotides long. It is a transcript of the gene Sit1, whose product is annotated as signaling threshold regulating transmembrane adaptor 1. NCBI's taxonomy places the organism in Eukaryota, Metazoa, Chordata, Mammalia, Rodentia, Dipodidae. Gene Ontology annotation, cellular component: plasma membrane. Gene Ontology annotation, biological process: regulation of T cell activation; T cell homeostasis; signal transduction. Gene Ontology annotation, molecular function: kinase binding. The record is from RefSeq and is a predicted model, not a curated record.
AUGAAUGGGGCUGGCCCUCAGCUCAGCGUAGUGUGCUUAUGAACCCAAACUACAUCAGCAGACAUGAGCGGAGGUGACAACUGCACAGACCAUCUUCCAGUGUUGGGAAUCCCCUCCAUUACCCAGGCCUGGGGACUAUGGGCCCUCUUAGGGGUUGUGACAGUGCUGCUUUUCAUCUCACUGGCUGUUCUCUUGUCUCAGUGGACCCGUGGCCGCAGCAAGAGCCAGCAGGCACAGGGACGCUCUGAAAGGUCUGUGGAGGAGGUGCCCCUGUAUGGGAACUUGCAUUAUCUUCAGACAGGUCAGCUCAGCCAGCCAAGGCCAGAUCAGCAGGAUCCAUCCUCUGGUGGCUCUGCCAGGGCGGCAGAGGGGGUGAUGUGCUAUACCAGCUUGCAGCUGCGGCCUCCUCAAGGCCGGAUUGCCAGCGCCGGGACUCCCAUCAAGUACUCGGAGGUGGUGCUGGACUCAGAGCCAAAGCCCUCAGCCUCAGACCCUGAGCCGGAGCUCUAUGCCUCAGUGUGUGCCCAGACACGAAGAGCAAGGGCUUCCUUCCCAGAUCAGGCCUAUGCCAACAGUCAGCCUGCGCCCAGCUGA